AUGAUCAAGACAAUGCUGAUCUUAUUCAUGGACGUCGAAGGUCCAGCAUCGGAUCCCAAACGCCGCAAAGCAACCUCUGGCUCAAACGAACGAUAUUUAGAAGUCAAUAGAUGGGUUCAGGUGCCUGCUGCCGUGGCCGAGAGGAUGCCAGAACCAAAAUACCUUGCCGGUCGCCGACGCGGAAUGGAGAGUCUCUACAAGGGUGCAUACAAAGCCGCGAAUGGAUUUGGAAGUUUAGCAGACAUUGUUGCUCCUGCAAUGAGUAAUGGAACUACCGGAUACGAUCUGAGUGAUAUCAAUCCUGCUAGCGCUCUUGCUCGAGGCGAUAUUUCUGUCCUGCCUUUGGCCGCAACAGGAGAUCGCUGCCAUUGUGAAGGUAAUGCACUGCCGGGGGUCCCUGCAAUUGAAUACGCACAAGACUCUUGCCCAACCUCUGUACCAAGCUUAUAG
This is a messenger RNA of Fonsecaea nubica, 450 nucleotides long. RefSeq lists its product as hypothetical. NCBI's taxonomy places the organism in Eukaryota, Fungi, Ascomycota, Eurotiomycetes, Chaetothyriales, Herpotrichiellaceae. The record is from RefSeq and is a predicted model, not a curated record. The transcript has a single exon. Bases 1 to 450 code for a protein of 149 amino acids.